Talaromyces marneffei is the source of this 2520-nucleotide messenger RNA. RefSeq lists its product as uncharacterized. The transcript has 2 exons. The coding region runs from base 1 to 2520 and encodes 839 amino acids. The record is from RefSeq and is a predicted model, not a curated record. Gene Ontology annotation, molecular function: ATP binding; protein serine/threonine kinase activity. Gene Ontology annotation, biological process: intracellular signal transduction; peptidyl-serine phosphorylation. Lineage: Eukaryota; Fungi; Ascomycota; Eurotiomycetes; Eurotiales; Trichocomaceae.
AUGGACGGCGACCUGAGUUUAUCACAAUCCCUAGGCGGAUUGAGGAUAGCUAAUCCCGACGAUUCCUCCUUGAACUCAGAAGAUGCGACGGCGCCGUCCCCAGCAACUGCAUCGAUCCCGUCAUCAUCACAGACCAUAUUACCUCCUACCGAUCACGAAUCCAUCAACAAACACAUCGCAGCCUCGGUUCACUCAUUGCCGUUACAAGAUGAGGUCAAGUCCGAAUAUGUACCCGAGUCGACGCCAGAGCUAUCAAGUUCCUACAGAUCUCAAAUUCUUUCCCCCACUGAUACUACAUCCUCCCAUCGAAAUACCGCCUAUCGCUCGUCAGUUGCCUACCUGCCCGAGAAUCCAAGCUCGAGUCAACACCACCAGAACAUACCUCGCUCUGCGUCCACCCAUGUGCAUAAUAAUCAUUACGCGAACGGAUCCGCGUCGACCACCGCCCGAGAUCUGAACAAUUACCGUAUACGUACCGAUUCUUCUGCGUCGGGACAGGACAGGAUGUCUCGCACAGACUCGAGAGGUGGCUCCGUGGCCCUUCAAGCCGGUGUGCCAUCGCGAGACAAUAGCCACAGCGACCGAUCAUAUAAGCAAGCUCAAUACCUGACCGGCAAUGGCCCCAUACCUCACCGAAAGGGCUCACGGAUGGGACACAACAAUGGACCAGGAUCGCCAUAUGCGCUAGAAAAUGGCCCGCCCGCAAGUAGCGAAGAUUGGCAAGAUCGGGGAGCUGCGGUUGGUAUUAGACAAGAAGUGGAUGCUAACGGACGGACUGUCUCUCGCUACAUUAAAAAGGGUGUCCGGGAUUUCUCCUUUGGACAGACUUUGGGCGAGGGAUCAUACAGCACUGUUUGUUUGGGAACUGACCGCCAGACGCUCAACGAGUACGCAAUCAAAAUUUUGGAUAAGCGACACAUCAUUAAGGAAAAGAAGGUCAAAUAUGUGAACGUUGAAAAAGAUGCAUUGAACCGUCUCACCGAUCACCCAGGAAUCGUCAGACUAUAUUAUACUUUCCAGGAUGAACGUUCCCUCUACUUCGUUCUUGAUUACUGCAAAGGCGGAGAACUCCUCGGAGUACUCAAGCGUAUGACGACAUUUGAUGAAGAAUGCACACAGUUUUACGGUGCUCAAAUUCUCGAUACUAUCGACUACAUGCAUAAGCGAGGGAUUAUACACCGCGAUCUCAAACCUGAAAAUAUUCUAUUGGAUAGCCAAAUGCACACCAAGAUCACCGACUUUGGCACGGCGAAAAUCCUCGAUACAUCAAAACAGCCCGAAGGUGGCCUCGGUGACAUCCCAUCACUGGAUUCAACGGAUCCUCCAGAACAUGAACGGGCUAGUUCAUUUGUUGGAACUGCAGAAUAUGUUAGCCCGGAAUUGCUCACAGAUAAAAAUGCUUGCAAGGCUAGUGAUCUGUGGGCAUUUGGCUGUAUUAUUUUCCAGCUUCUCGCCGGACGACCACCCUUCAAAGCCGCCAACGAGUACCUGACUUUUCAGAAAAUUGUCGCCCUUGAGUACGAGUUUCCCACAGGCUUUCCCCCUGUUGCCCGUGACCUGGUUGAGAGACUACUUGUACUAGAUCCGGCACGCCGACUUCCUAUCGAGCACAUCAAGAAUCAUCAGUUUUUUGACGGAAUCACAUGGGGCCGAGGGCUCUGGAAGCAGAAAGCACCACGUCUGAAAGCUUACGUUCCUCCCCCAAGGGAGCCAAUCAAACUAUCCGGUGGAGGCGAUGAAGACAGCUUCCCUCCAAAUAUUUCAUCCGCUCCUUCUGGUAUGGCCACGGCCAAGUCGACGAGGGCUUACCCGCGUGUAAUUACUGAGCUGCCUCCUCCCAGUCAACUGGACAUCGAAUGGUCACCAGUGCUGAAGAAAGAUAAUGAACGAAUUCUAAAGUUGGGCAUUUUGAAUGUGAUGUCUUCUAACGCUUCCCAUAGUCCUGGAAGUAAUGGAAAUGGAGAUUCGGAACCGCCCAGGAAAUUUUCUCGUUUCUUUGGUGGAAGUACGACAAAAAAGAAGCAGAGACUUGUGAUGAUUACAUCCCAAGCACGCAUCAUCCUUACGGCCGCCGGCGGGGAUGAGAAAAGGGCGAAACUGGAGAUAUCACUCUUGGCUCCUAAAACCACAUAUAGGAGUACAGUAGACGCCAAGGGCUCUGCAUCUUGGAUCGUUGACACGCGAGAUAAGCAUUUUGUGUUUGAAGAACCAAAACCUGGCUCUUCUAGUGUCCCAUCGUCAGCAAAUUCUAUUCAGGAAUGGAUAGAUACACUAGACCGAGCCAAAGAAUUGGCCAUGUCACAACAAAGCAACGCAUACUCGGGUGAUGAAUAUCGCGAUCUCUCGUCCGAAUUUUCGAGUCAUGCAAAUACAUUAGACCACAGCUCAGACUUGCAAACCGAAGUCCAACCAUCUAUGCGAGCAACUCUGCAGAAGAAUACAGGAGAUAACGAAUCACUCAAAGGAAAGAAGCGAUUCAGUAAACGACAUUCAAAGAACGGCCUGGCUGCAGUCUUUUAA